Molecule: messenger RNA, 4673 nt
Organism: Medicago truncatula (barrel medic)
Lineage: Eukaryota; Viridiplantae; Streptophyta; Magnoliopsida; Fabales; Fabaceae
Product: regulator of nonsense transcripts 1 homolog
Exons: 29
Coding region: 212-3973 (1253 amino acids)
Biological process (GO): nuclear-transcribed mRNA catabolic process, nonsense-mediated decay
Cellular component (GO): cytoplasm
Molecular function (GO): DNA binding; RNA helicase activity; ATP binding
Source: RefSeq, a predicted model, not a curated record
UCAUUCUCAUCGCGUGAGUUUGAGACUCUCUCUCUCUCUCUCUCUCUCUCUCUCGCUCUUUUCUUUCUUCUUCACAUCUUCCAUAACCCUAACCCUAAUUCUAAUUCAUCACAAAAAUUUCAUUCAUAACCCCUUUUUCAUCUUCCACAACACAACACAACACGCACUCUCUCAAAACCCUAACACUGAUACGAUCGCACACUCUUCUCCGAUGGACUCAACGCAGAACAAUCUCUUCGACACCGCUUCACAACCCGACACAGGAACCGACGCAUACACUUUCCUCGAAUUCAACACCCAAGGCGAAGAUUUCGACUAUCCUGACUUUCGCGACCCGAUUAGGUCACCCGUUGCGUGGCCUACACCUUCCGAUUCGCUCGCUGACCCGUCUGGCUCCGCCGGGUCGGAUCAUCACUCGGAUGCAUCUCCCGUUUCUGCUGCUCCUACAAAAGGUGGUAGGUCCGGUGGAGGAAGUGGAAGCGGGUCACAGAUGGUGGAUUCGCUUGCUUCUGGGAUGAGUGGGUUGAAUUUUGAAGAUACUGGUGAUGACGAUAAUUAUGAAUUUGGAAAAGGGGAUUUUACUGAACAUGCUUGUCGUUAUUGUGGAGUUUCAAAUCCUGCCUGUGUUGUUAGGUGUAAUGUGCCUUCGUGUCGAAAAUGGUUUUGUAAUUCAAGAGGAAAUACUUCUGGAUCGCACAUUGUCAAUCAUCUGGUUCGGGCAAAGCACAAGGAAGUCUGUCUGCACAAAGACAGUCCAUUGGGAGAAACAAUUCUUGAAUGCUACAACUGUGGGUGUCGUAAUGUGUUUCUCCUUGGGUUUAUAUCUGCAAAGACAGAAAGUGUAGUUGUUCUUCUUUGUCGUGAACCUUGUUUGAGUGUCAAUGCUUUGAAGGAUAUGAAUUGGGAUCUUACUCAAUGGUGUCCCUUGAUUGAUGAUAGGUGUUUCUUGCAGUGGCUUGUCAAGAUCCCAUCUGAGCAGGAGCAGUUAAGGGCACGCCAAAUAAGUGCACAGCAAAUAAAUAAGGUGGAAGAAUUGUGGAAGACAAACCCCGAUGCUUCUUUUGAGGACCUUGAGAAGCCUGGUGUAGACGAUGAACCUCAGUCAGUGGCUUUGAAAUAUGAAGAUGCAUAUCAGUAUCAAAACGUAUUUGCACCUCUCAUUAAGCUUGAAGCUGAUUAUGAUAAGAUGAUGAAAGAAUCACAAAGCAAGGACAACCUCACAAUUCGAUGGGAUAUUGGUCUCAAUAAGAAGCGCGUUGCAUAUUUUGUAUUUCCAAAGGAAGAUAAUGAGUUACGGCUUGUACCUGGUGAUGAGCUACGUUUGCGUUAUUCCGGUGAUGCUGCACAUCCUUCGUGGCAGUCAGUGGGUCAUGUGAUUAAGCUAACUGCACAAGAGGAGGUUGCAUUGGAACUUCGGGCUAGUCAGGGGGUUCCUGUUGAUGUCAACCAUGGUUUCAGUGUUGAUUUUGUCUGGAAAAGUACCAGCUUUGAUAGGAUGCAAGGAGCUAUGAAAACCUUUGCUGUAGAUGAGACAAGUGUCAGUGGGUAUAUAUAUCACCACUUACUGGGUCAUGAAGUUGAGGUUCAGAUGGUGCGUAAUGCAUUGCCCCGUCGCUUUGGUGCACCGGGUCUUCCAGAACUGAAUGCAUCUCAAGUAUAUGCUGUCAAGAGUGUUCUUCAGAGGCCUAUUAGUUUGAUUCAAGGGCCACCUGGAACUGGUAAGACUGUUACUUCUGCAGCACUUGUAUAUCACAUGGCCAAACAAGGUCAGGGACAGGUUUUGGUUUGUGCACCUAGUAAUGUAGCCGUGGACCAGUUGGCUGAAAAGAUAAGUGCUACUGGAUUGAAGGUUGUGAGGCUUUGUGCAAAGUCAAGGGAAGCUGUGAGUUCACCUGUUGAGCAUUUAACUCUUCACUAUCAGGUUCGACAUCUUGACACAUCUGAUAAGAGUGAACUGCACAAGUUACAACAGCUAAAGGAUGAACAAGGAGAACUUUCUAGCAGUGAUGAGAAGAAAUACAAAGCACUUAAGCGAGCUACAGAGAGGGAGAUUUCUCAGAGUGCUGAUGUGAUUUGCUGUACAUGUGUUGGGGCUGGAGAUCCCAGGCUUGCUAAUUUUAGAUUUCGUCAGGUACUUAUUGACGAGUCCACUCAAGCAACAGAACCUGAAUGUCUCAUUCCUUUGGUUCUUGGAGCAAAGCAGGUUGUUCUUGUUGGUGAUCAUUGUCAGCUUGGUCCAGUUAUUAUGUGCAAGAAAGCAGCACGGGCUGGGUUAGCACAAUCACUUUUUGAACGCCUUGUUCUUCUUGGUGUCAAACCAAUAAGGUUGCAGGUUCAGUACCGUAUGCAUCCAUGCCUUUCAGAAUUUCCCUCAAACAGUUUUUAUGAAGGCACCCUACAAAAUGGAGUUACUGUUAAUGAGAGACAAUCUACAGGAAUUGAUUUUCCUUGGCCUGUUCCAAACCGUCCCAUGUUUUUUUAUGUUCAGAUGGGACAAGAAGAGAUAAGUGCUAGUGGUACAUCUUAUUUGAAUAGGACCGAGGCUGCAAACGUUGAAAAGAUUGUAACUACUUUUUUAAAAAGUGGUGUGGUUCCGAGUCAGAUCGGUGUUAUAACACCUUACGAGGGGCAAAGAGCUUAUAUUGUAAACUAUAUGUCAAGAAAUGGUGCUCUUAGGCAGCAACUUUACAAAGAGAUUGAGGUUGCUAGUGUCGAUUCCUUUCAAGGAAGGGAGAAAGACUAUAUCAUUCUAUCAUGUGUUAGAAGUAAUGAGCAUCAGGGAAUUGGAUUCCUGAAUGACCCCAGGAGACUCAAUGUUGCUCUGACACGAGCAAGAUAUGGUAUUGUUAUACUGGGAAACCCUAAAGUUCUGAGCAAGCAGCCUCUGUGGAAUGGUUUAUUGACUCACUAUAAGGAACAUGAAUGCUUAGUGGAAGGGCCUUUAAAUAACCUGAAGCAGAGUAUGGUUCAGUUCCAGAAACCCAAAAAGAUUUACAAUGAACGUAGGCUUUUUUAUGGAGGUGGACCUGGAGUUGCCGCUAAUGAUAAUUUUGGUUCUGGUGCUGGCACAAGUUCAGAUCGGAGGACUGGUAGAGGAAGGGGAUCUUAUAUACCUUCUGGUCCACCAAAUGGAAAUCACAAACCUGGAUUGCAUCCUGCUGGGUUUCCUGUGCAAAGGGUUCCCUUGCCUCCUUUCCAUGGUGGUCCCCAGUCUCAACCAUAUGCCAUUCCUUCUCGCGGGGCUGUUCAUGGACCUGUUGGGGCAGUUCCUCAUGUUCCAUCUCCAGGGAGUCGGGGAUUUGGGGCUGGGCGAGGUAAUUCUGGUGCUUCAAUUGGCAAUCAUCUUCCACACCAAGGCACCCAACCGCCUAUUGGAUCUGCAUUUAAUUUCCCUGCUCUAGAGAACCCCAACAGCCAGCCAUCUGUUGGUGGUCCAUUGUCUCAGCCUGGCUUUGCUAAUAAUAUGCCGGUCCAAGGAGCAGGCCAGUCAUUCCGAGAUCAAUUUUCUGUUCCUGGAAUGUCUCAGGACUUCUUGGGUGAUGACUUCAAGAGCCAAGGAUCUCAUGUUCCUUAUAAUGUAACUGAUUUCUCGACACAGGCUUCUCAAAGUGGAUAUGCUGUCGAUUAUGCAACACAAGGAGCACAAGGUGGAUUCCCAGGGAACUUUCUUAACCAGAAUUCUCAAGCUGGAUAUUCACGCUUUGGUUCUGGAAAUGAUUUUAUGUCUCAGGACUACAUGGGCCAUGGAUCCCAGGGCCUUUUCACCCAGGUUGGAUUCAGCGAUCCCUUGCAAGAUGAUGCAACACAGAACCAUUUCAAUGUGGCUAAUUCCAACCCUCUUCAGUCACAGAUGAAUUCACUGUACUCCCAGCCUUUUGCUCAUUACAACACACAGCCACUGAAUAUGCAGGCUUCUCAACAACAGCCUCAGGGUCAGAGCUCCCAGAAUCAAAAAAUUCACUACAACGGUUGAGGAACUUUAGAAGCUUAAUGUGGCUUUGAUGGGUUAUAGUCUUUGCAAUCAGCGACCGGGUUUGUGCCUAUCUUGUGCUGCUAUAUGUUCGCACGAGACAUCCGAAGGAUUGACUUCUUGUGGCACCCAUAGUGAAGGCUUUGGUAUAAUAUGAUUGGCGUUGGUGGAAUUGUGGGGCAUUGAGAAGAUACAGGUAGGCAUAUUCCGGGCUGAAACAUGAAAGGAUAACCCUGUUACCUUACUGAAGUUUUGUAUUGUUUGGGAUUAAGGUGAAAUUGUUGGAGAAAGCAUUACAUGGAAAGGUUUUGUCGAAAGGGUUUCGAUCUUGGAAGCAGACAAUGUUGUCGGUGAAAUACUGAAUAUAGUAAUCCAUACGGCACCAAAAAUCGCCGAAUGGACUAAUUGUAUAGAAGGCAAGCCAGGAAUGCAGUGAACCCUUUCAGCUCCUCCUGACAUGUAAUUAUUAUACUCUUAUUUUAAAAACAUGAUGUGUCUGAAAGCUAUACUGUGCAACUGUUGUGACUCACAAUUUGUGGCAUAUAAAGGUGUGUUGAUUGUUUUUCAUGUAAAUUAGGCUUGUUAUGUGAAACAAGACAUGAGUGCCCGACUUAAUUCAUGUACGGGUUAACCACUAACCGGUGCCAGAAGUUUUAAAUUCAAGUACUUUCAUUGCCUGGUAAAAUUCAAGUUUGGUUUGGUA